CCCAGUUCGUUUUCGCCUCCAAAUUUUCCAAAAGAUUUGCCCAGCUUCCCUCCAUUGGACGAAAUUCAAACCUUCCGCCAACGCGAAGCUGACCGAGAGAGAGAGAGAGAGACAGAGAUGGGGAAUCCCUCCAGUUCCGCUUAUCGCAGAUCGAAAUCCGCUCCAGAUCACUCCAAAAAGCCUCUGAAAAAUGCGAGGAAGAACAUGAAUUCCGAGUUCGACACGCUCGUAGAAGGUGUUGCCUUGUCUGAAUCGCCAAAGGAUUCUGCUGAUUUCUCUCUUAUCUCAGAGGUUUAUGAAUCCACUGAGAACGCGAGGAAGAAUGAAUCUGCUGAAUUCUCUCUUAUCUCAGAGGUUGUAGAUGACGUUCAACUUACUGAAUCGAAUGAGGAGCUCCAGAGCUUUGUUUUUCCACUGCUUCCAGAAGCUCCAACUUCAUCAGGGAAUAUCUUUCUCCAUGACCCCACCACAGUAUCAACAUUUGGGAUUUCUUCUAAUAUGUUCACAACCAGCACUGCUUCAACCUACCUGUCCCAGAGUGCUGAAGAAAAGACUUCAAUGGAGACAGAAAUAGCAAUCAAGCAUCUAAGACAGGCACUAUUUCGUCCCAUGAAUAAUUCCCAUGGCAUUUCUCUGCGGCAGCCCAAGAGACUCGUGGAUGCUUUGGUGGAGGUUGUAGUGCGAGAGGUCUGUGGCUCGACCCGACGAGAGAAGAAUUGUUCUAACUCCCUUACUUUGAAGAAGAUGUUCUUAUUGGUCUCGCUUAGUUUUCUACUGGUGCCCAUCCUUGCUCUUCUCUUCAGUUCACUUCAUACUUCCAGUGCAACACCGCGCUUCGUCGGUCCUUUGCCAACUUGAAUGCUCCACACAUUACAGUUUCUUUGGUAUGACUUUGGAUUAGGUUCAAUAACUCUUUUGGAAACGUUUUGACCUGUAAUACACCAAAAUGUAAUCAGUAGUUUUGGCACGAAAUGCAAUUGCCCAGAACAGUGCUUGUCUUGUUCUACUAUGCAAAGAGAAUUUAAUUUUCAUGCUUUAAAAUGUCUAUAAACCGACUAACGGAGCGUUCCGUUCAACUUAUUUUUUCUGCUUAUUACUUAUUCUUAUUAUAAUCAGAUGAGUUCAGACCAGAUCAGAAAUAGUUUUAAUUAUAAUUGCAAUCAUAUCAAGACCAUAUCAGAUCUUCAAAAAAUUAUGUCAAAUCAGAUCAGGUGAAUGAAAUACAGUCUAAAUC
This is a messenger RNA of Cuscuta campestris, 1234 nucleotides long. Lineage: Eukaryota; Viridiplantae; Streptophyta; Magnoliopsida; Solanales; Convolvulaceae. The record is from the annotation of a GenBank genome assembly.